AUGCCUUCCAAAGCCAGAAGAACUGAAAGCUGCAGAACCACAACAGUCUCCUCAGCAACCUCAGUUCCAGCAAGUACCUCCGAAUUACUACCAAUUUCCACCUCAAGGUUACUACCCACCACAAGACUUCCCGAACUACCCUCCUCAGCCUAUGCCUUACUUCCCCAACCCUUGGUUGUUCCAGCAAGCUCCACCCUAGCAAUUCAAUUCCAAUCUCAAUCGAAGAGAGACCAAAUUCGAAGAAGGUCUGAACCGCUUACGCAAAGAGUAUGCUACAGCUCCAAUGGAAGACGACAGGCUUUCAGUCUCUUCCCUCAAAUCGACCGAUUCGACUCGUACCACAGAUUCGGUUCGUGA
Trichomonas vaginalis G3 is the source of this 357-nucleotide messenger RNA. RefSeq lists its product as uncharacterized. The record is from RefSeq and is a predicted model, not a curated record. NCBI's taxonomy places the organism in Eukaryota, Parabasalia, Trichomonadida, Trichomonadidae. The coding region runs from base 1 to 357 and encodes 118 amino acids. The transcript has a single exon.